Molecule: messenger RNA, 3917 nt
Organism: Labeo rohita (rohu)
Lineage: Eukaryota; Metazoa; Chordata; Actinopteri; Cypriniformes; Cyprinidae
Gene: tcf12
Product: transcription factor 12
Exons: 21
Coding region: 219-2384 (721 amino acids)
Biological process (GO): regulation of transcription by RNA polymerase II
Cellular component (GO): transcription regulator complex
Molecular function (GO): protein dimerization activity; DNA-binding transcription factor activity, RNA polymerase II-specific; RNA polymerase II cis-regulatory region sequence-specific DNA binding
Source: RefSeq, a predicted model, not a curated record
AGACGUCAUCGUCGUGCUUCGGUUAUCGCCAAGCAAAAAUGUCUGCCUAAGGGAAACUCGCAAGUUACAUAGUGGAUAUUUGCAAUAUACAAUCGCAAAAGAGACCGAUUUCAUUAUCUUCCCGACGUGAAACAAGGAAGCCUACGCCGUCACUGGCACACCCGAUCGCCCUAGUUGGAUUUUUGACAACAAAAAAGAUUUAGAAAAGGAUCGUAAGGAUGAACCCACAGCAGCGGAUUGCCGCUAUCGGGACGGAUAAGGAGCUGAGUGAUCUGCUGGAUUUCAGCGCGAUGUUUUCUCCACCUGUAAACAGUGGAAAAAACAGGCCGACCACUCUUGGAAGCAGCCAGUUCACCACAUCAGGUAUGGAUGAGAGGACAAGCCAAGCAUCAUGGGCCUCAGGUGGCCAGUCCAGCCCGUCCUAUGAGUCCUCCAGGGGGUUUGGAGACAGCCCUCAUUAUCCUGAUCACUUGAGUGACAGUCGAUUAGUGUCCCAUGAAGGAUUGUCCCCAACACCUUUCAUGAGCUCCAGCAUAAUGGGCAAGUCUGAGAGGCCUCCAUUCUCUGGUUAUGGAAGAGAGCCAGGCGUCUCUGGAUGCCAGUCCAAUCUGAGGUCGGACAUGGGGCUGGCAAGCCCAGGGCCUGUCACCACCUCUGGGAAAUCGCCCACUCCUUUCUACUCUUAUACUGGCUCCAAUCCACGAAGACGCUCCCUUCAGGACUCUGCUUCAAUGGAUCCUCUGCAAACAAAGAAAGUGCGCAAGCCCCCUCCUGGCCUGCCUACAUCUGUGUAUGCACCAUCUCCCAGCUCAGAUGACUUCAACAGAGACUCUCCAUCCUACCCAUCCCCCAAACCGCCCAGCAGUAUGUUUGCAAGCACUUUCUUCGAUGGGACCCACAAUUCCUCUGACCCGUGGAACUCAUCCAGUGGGAUCAGUCAGCCAGGCUAUGGGGGAAUGCUGGGAGGAUCUUCAUCUCACAUGCCACAGUCUGGAAACUACAGCAACCUGCACUCACACGACCGCCUGAACUACCCACCACACUCGGUGUCGCCCACAGACAUCAACGCUAGCCUGCCACCCAUGUCCAGCUUCCACCGCGGCAGUGCCAGCACCUCACCCUUCGUCACCGCAUCUCACACCCCACCAGUCAACACCGCAGAGGGAGUUAUGGCUGCUGCCAACCGAGGGAACGCCACUGGAAGCUCUCAGACUGGAGACGCGCUGGGAAAAGCCCUGGCUUCGAUUUAUUCUCCUGACCACACCAGCAGUAGUUUCCCCUCAAACCCCUCCACUCCAGUGGGCUCUCCCUCUCCUCUGACGGCUCAGGCGGGCGCUGGCACAGCAGGUACAGUGGUGACGGCCAGCGGCCCCACAGGAAGGGCAGGUACAACUCAGUGGCCCCGUGCGACUGGACAGGCACCUUCCUCCCCAAACUACGAGAACUCCCUUCACUCUCUGAAAAAUCGUGUGCACCAGCAGCUUCAUGAGCAUCUGCAGGAUGCCAUGUCCUUCUUAAAGGAUGUCUGCGAGUCUCGAAUGGAGGACCGGCUGGACAGGCUGGACGAUGCAAUCCACGUCCUGCGAAAUCACGCCGUGGGCUCCAGCGACAUCCACAGCCUGUUAGGACAAGCGCACAACGGGCCAAUCUCAGCCAUCGGCUCCAGUUUCCCCGCUUCCGGAUUGGUCACCAACCGAACAGCACAAAUGGGCUCUGUUCAUCGCGAAGAGACCGUCAGCCUGAACAACAACCAUGGCGGUCUGCAGGCCAACGCCGGUCCCACCUCCAGCUCGGAGCUCAACCACCAGGCAGAAACAUUCAGAGGAAUCGCUAGCGCUCUGGCCAGUCAAGUUGCUCCUGCUCUGGACCUGAAGGUUGAGAAUCAAGAAAAAGACGACAUGCAUGAUAACCACUCCUCCGACGACCUCAAAUCAGACGACGAGAGUGAUAAAAGGGAUAUGAAGCAGACUCGGGGAAGCACUCGACCAAGUUGUGAAUCGUUCUGCAGCAGUAUCAAUGAAGAUGAAGACCUGAACCCCGAGCAGAAGGCAGAGCGCGAACGAGAGAGGAGGAUGGCCAACAAUGCCAGAGAAAGGCUGCGAGUCCGGGACAUCAACGAGGCGUUCAAAGAGCUGGGCCGCAUGUGUCAGCUGCACUUGAAGAGCGAGAAGCCCCAGACCAAACUGCUCAUUCUUCACCAGGCCGUCGCUGUCAUUCUCAGCCUCGAACAGCAAGUCAGAGAGAGGAACCUAAACCCCAAAGCAGCCUGCCUUAAGAGGAGGGAGGAGGAGAAGGUGUCAGGGGUUUCAGGUGACCCCCAGCAAGCCCACCCGCCUGUGCACCCGGGCCUCACAGACACAUCCAACCCCAUGGGCCAUCUGUGAACAGCCAGAUCAAAUGGAUCCCGAUGGCGUGUGUUAGACAGAGUCGGUGACCUUGCUUUCCACGGGCGGACAGGACUCACAGUUUGUGACACAAAUUUGAAAAGACAGACCACUCGAAGCAAAAUUCCACCGUUAAGCAAUCCUGAGAUAGAAGAAAACUGGCAAGUGCCCAGCUCCCUGUGAAGACAUCCCAUAUCGAUAAGCAACUUUCUGCCCACCAGAGAAAAAAAAAAAGUAUCAAGCAUAAAAGCCCCUCAGCACAUAUCGCUGUCUGCAAGCCGUGUGCCGCAGCUGUACAAUCAGAGACUGUCGCCACCCCCUCCACCCUGUACGUGGAAGUUGCCUUGUGCCUAAACUGAAUUGACGAAUGCAUUGUAACAGCAAUUGUUUUGUUUUUUUUCUUUUCGUUUUCGUUUGUUUGUUUUUUUUUCCUAUUUAUUAUGUUACUGAGCUGUAAGUCUAUGUUUAAAGGGAAAGUUCUGACAUUGCUAUGAGAAGCUGGUGGCGUUUCAGUAGAUCUGCAGUUUGUCCGUCACAUCAGAGUCUGCGGAAGGGCCUCUCCACUCGAGAUUAAUAUAUUCAGAUCAAAUUCCUUGCCCUCGUGAGAGAAUCUGAACGUACAAAGACUCAAGGAUCCCUGUGUCUAAAAAGAGAAAAAGAAAUAAUAUAUUAUUUAUAUUUAUCAUACAUUCAUUCCACAAAUGACAGCAUGAGAAACCAAAACUACCUAAUGUCGAUAGCGUAGCUCAGAGUCCUCGUCGCAGACGGAAAGCGGAGGCGAGUGAGGCCAAAUGGGAUCAGCCUGUGCGUUUUUGACCGGAUUCCCUGUGUCGUGGAGACGAUGGUGGAACGGCAAACUCUGGCUUUACUGAAAGGUCAAAGGUCGAACACAAGCUGACAUGUUUAUACUCAUUAGUGAGCAGUACAGAUACGGAAAGCAGAACGUUACAAAACCCCAGCAUUCCCUGCAUAUUUCUUAGUGUCUUAAACGGGAAAGGGGACGCAGUCUGGUCCUUUUGAUUCCUUUGCCAUAUAGUGUUAAGGGUAAAGAGAAAGACGUAUUUCCGCUUCAGUUUGUUCGUAUUCAGACGUUGCUUUAUUUGGUCGAACAGCCGUGGUUAUGCCGAGGGCAUCUGUACUGAGGAAUCGCUGUUAUACCGUGAGACAUGGCACUGUUGGAAAAGAGUUGGAUUUAAAACGAAGACCAUUAAUUCACCUGGCCUGAAUUGAAGUUUUGUUUUAUGUUCUUUUGUUUUUCUAAAACCAUUAACAAAUUAAAAAAAGAGACAAAAAAAAGAAAUACUCAAAGUAACCACAUGUUAUAUGUUUUUUUUGUAAUUGUAUACAAAGCAUCUCUCUAGGCUUCAUAGUAAAGCGUAUAUUUGUCGUGUGAAAAUAGAAGGAUGUUCUAAGUUACUUAGAAUGGCUUUGUCUUUCCCCUCAUGCAUUGAAGUACUUGAUACUUGAUCAGCAGAAUGUGAGCGCAAUGUCUGUUUGAGGAAAAAACAAAAGAAAAAAAAAAAAAGAGGAGAA